Messenger RNA from Fusarium musae, 765 nucleotides. RefSeq lists its product as uncharacterized. The record is from RefSeq and is a predicted model, not a curated record. The coding region runs from base 1 to 765 and encodes 254 amino acids. Lineage: Eukaryota; Fungi; Ascomycota; Sordariomycetes; Hypocreales; Nectriaceae. The transcript has a single exon.
AUGUCUGAAAUCAUCAAAGAAACGAUGGAUGAGGUUUGGCAGAUUCGGCGCGGAACCGAGCUGGCACCUGGUGGGAGAAAGAACCCCGACAACUUCCACCACUACCGCAAAUGGGGCUUCACCAUCUACCGCACUUACUAUGGUAAAGAGUCUGAUAAACAUUGGAAAACCCUUUUAUACUCCUUGAGGCAUCAGACUAAGCUGGCAUUCGGAGCCUUCGAGGACGACGGGGAAACAGACCAAGAUGAUAUGCGACGGGUUCAGGAGUUAUUUCAUCUCGACCACCGAGAUGAUCCGUCCAAGCUAGAUGGUCUCGAUGUUCGAGGUCUCCGGGAAUUCUGCAACGCCGAAAAGCUCCAAGAGACUGAAGUUGUAGAGAAAGCCAAUCGGAAACUUCGCGUGAGCACGAGGCCCCCCGAGAAUCGAGCUAUGGCAGACUAUCUAUUCGACUAUGUUUUGCUCGCCGAUGAGGCUGUUUUGAAAAAUGUAGAAAACGGUGAAUUCAUUGUCAAGGCUGUCUCAUUGUCGUGGGAUGGUCACUCGGGAUGGGGAUGGGUGAGGAUCCCAACGGGCUAUUUGUUAGACUUGUGGACAUUUUUGAUGUGGAACAAAUACCGGACUGAGUUCUGUAUUAGCUUCCGUGGAUCUGAAGCAGAACUUGCGAACAGUAUCUGGCCUGGGGAUGUGGGACUUGACGGUACUGGGCGUUAUUCAGAAAUUCGUCGAAGGAAGUUCUACAGUAACCAACAGGAUGACAUGUAUUAA